UGACCGUUGCGGCUGAAGCGACCUCAGUAUAUUACGAGAUUGUGAGCCAAUUCGAACAUGUUCUCUUCCUGAACUUCUUUUUCUCCCUUUAUAGAGCUGUCUCUCAGUCAUUCGUUUUCUUUCUACUAGCUACCACAUCCUCCUCUAAUUAUGUCUUCCCCUUCGCCCUCUCUUCGCAAGAGAGGCGGCAAGAAGGAGAGUACUCCCGUGCCUGCGGACAAUUUCUCGUCUCCUUAUUCUUCUACCAAAGCGCCUCGUCCCCAGUCAGAAUGGAGCUAUUGGCUGGCCAUUGCCGUUCUGACCGUGCUGGCUUUCAUCACUCGGUUUUACAAGAUUUCGUAUCCCAACGAGGUUGUCUUCGAUGAGGUGCACUUUGGAAAGUUUGCCUCGUAUUACCUCCAGCGCACGUACUUCUUCGAUGUUCACCCCCCGUUCGGCAAGCUUCUUUUCGCUUUCGUGGGAUGGUUGGUUGGCUAUGAUGGCCACUUCUUGUUCGACAACAUUGGCGAUUCUUACAUCGACCACCAGGUCCCCUAUGUUGCGCUGCGUGCCAUGCCCGCCACCCUCGGUGCUCUGACCGUGCCCGUGGUGUUCCUGAUCAUGUGGGAGUCUGGAUAUUCGCUACCGGCCUGUGUAUUGUCGGCUGGUCUCGUCUUGUUUGACAAUGCGCACAUCGGAGAGGAUCGGCUGAUCCUCUUGGAUGCCAGUUUGGUCCUGGCCAUGGCUCUGAGUGUGUUGUGCUAUGUCCGCUUCUACAAGCUGCGCCAUGAGCCGUUUGGCCGGAAGUGGUGGAAGUGGCUCCUCUUGACUGGUGUGUCUCUUAGCUGCGUCAUCUCCACCAAGUAUGUCGGCGUCUUUACUUUCGUCACCAUCGGAUCAGCGGUCUUGGUUGAUCUGUGGAAUUUGUUGGAUAUUCGCCGCCCUGGCGGUGCCCUCAGCAUGGCCCGCUGGAGCCAGCACUUCGCCGCUCGCGGCUUCGCACUGAUCGUUGUGCCAUUCUUCUUCUAUCUGUUUUGGUUCCAGGUUCACUUCGCCAUCCUCACUCGCUCUGGUCCCGGUGACGACUUCAUGACCCCUGAAUUCCAGGAGACCCUGAGCGACAAUGCCUUGACUGCGGAGUCCAUCGGCAUCCAAUACUACGACACUAUCACUAUUAGGCACAAGGAUACCAAGGUUUUUCUGCACAGUCACCUGGAGACAUACCCGCUUCGCUACGAUGAUGGACGUAUCUCCAGUCAGGGUCAGCAGGUUACCGGUUACCCAUACAACGACACCAACAACAACUGGCAAAUCAUCCCCACCGUCCCCUUCAAUGUCACUGACACCACUGGACACCCGGUACGGAACGGUGAUGUCAUUCAGCUUCGUCACUUGGGCACCGACACUGUCUUGCUUACCCACGAUGUGGCAUCGCCUUACUAUCCGACCAACCAGGAGUUCACUACCGUUCCUCAGGAGCUUGCGAACGGCGAGCGCCACAAUGACACCCUUUUUGAGAUCAAGAUCGAGAACGCGAAGCCCCAACAGGAGUUCCGAACUCUUUCAAGUCACUUCAAGCUGCUGCACAUGCCCACUCGGGUGGCCAUGUGGACGCACACGACGCCUUUGCCGGAGUGGGCCUUCAAGCAGGCCGAAAUCAACGGCAACAAGAACAUUCUCCAGACCAGCAACCUGUGGUACAUCGACUCCAUUGAAUCCCUGGAGGAGGGUAGCCCUCGUUUCCAGAAGGAAGAGCGUCAAGUGAAACAUCUAUCUUUCUUCCGCAAGUAUCUUGAGCUGCAGCGCGCCAUGUUCCAUCACAACAACGCUUUGACUUCCAGCCACCCUUACGCCAGCGAACCUUUCCAUUGGCCUUUCCUUCUCCGUGGUGUCAGCUUCUGGACCAAGAACGACACCCGGGAACAAAUCUACUUCUUGGGUAACCCGAUCGGUUGGUGGAUUGCGAGCAGUCUUCUAGCAGUCUUUGCGGGUGUUAUUGGUGCCGAUCAGCUGUCUCUCCGACGUGGUGUGGAUGCAGUGGAAGAGAUCUGGGGUCUGGGUGCCCGUUCCCGCUUGUAUAACAGCACUGGCUUCCUCUUUCUUUGCUGGGCGGCUCAUUAUUUCCCUUUCUGGUUGAUGGGUCGUCAGCGUUUCUUGCACCACUACCUUCCUGCUCACCUUGCUUCUGCCCUCGUUGCUGGUGCUCUCAUCGAAUUCAUCUUCAACUUGGAACCUGUCUCGGUUGUGAAAUCCGUUCCUUUGGAGGAUGAUUCGACAGGCAAGUCCAAGGCUACUGCUCGGAUCACUCACUUUGUGACGGCUUCGGAGCGUCUUGGCCGCAAGUCCCUGAUUGCCGGCUGGGCUGCUACUCUCGUGAUCCUGGCGGCCACCAUCUAUGGCUUCGUGUUCUACGCCCCGCUGACCUACGGUACCCCUGGUCUGGAUGUGCCUGGCAUCCUGGCCCGCAAGUGGUUGGCAUAUGACUUGCACUUUGCCAAAUAGAUUGAUUGAUGUCGCGCCUGCAGUGGGCAUGGUAUAGGGGUCCGGUGGAGACUCUACAUGCCCGGAGUAGGCGAUGAUCUGUGGCUAGGUGCUUAGGGUACACCGAGUAAUUCUCUGGAAGGGGCAAGGUGUAUUGUGCUUUGAUGGUCAAAGCACGAUUUCUAUUGUGUCUGUAUCCUACAAGCCGCCCAUUACCGUCUAUGUCUUUGAUUUACUUCAGUCUCUGC
Molecule: messenger RNA, 2708 nt
Organism: Aspergillus homomorphus CBS 101889
Lineage: Eukaryota; Fungi; Ascomycota; Eurotiomycetes; Eurotiales; Aspergillaceae
Gene: pmt4
Product: dolichyl-phosphate-mannose-protein mannosyltransferase
Exons: 4
Coding region: 151-2481 (776 amino acids)
Biological process (GO): protein O-linked glycosylation via mannose
Cellular component (GO): membrane; endoplasmic reticulum
Molecular function (GO): dolichyl-phosphate-mannose-protein mannosyltransferase activity
Source: RefSeq, a predicted model, not a curated record